CGUGGUGUUUAGCCAGUUCACUUUAACAAGCACGGUGCUUAUUUGCUGACAAAUGUUGAACGAGUGGCACGCUGAUACCCUCCUGAGCACGUGCACAUUGCUUCGCGGUGACUUUUUGUUAGCAAGAAAGGAGAAACGUGACUUCCGCAUCCGUUAAGUUCGAUUUCGCGGGUCAGCCCGAAACAGCUAACGUUAAAUCGUUGUUUCUAUGGAAAUAUCUCAAACAACGAGGAUUUAAGUCACUACAGUGCGACAUCCACACAUAGGUUAAGCAUGUCCCUGCUGUCCACGGUUGAGCAAGCUAUCAAGUCAUACAAAGCGGAACAAGCCAAGAUUAAUGGCAGUAUUCAAUACUACAGAGAAAUAUUACAGACCUUAACACCACAACCAAAGAUUGACUUUGAGGAGUCGGACUCUACUGAUGCUGCUGCUACAGACACAGAUACCUCACCAGCGGAGAAAGAAGAUAUAGACUUGCUUGAGCGAGCCCUGGAAAAAGCCCUCCAGGUCCGCACCGGUGCAGCGCCUUCUAGAAAAGACUCAAACAAACAAUCUGCACCUCAGAAGGAACCAGGAACUACAGUUGUCACAUCCAAACAGGGAGCGAAGGCAUCUGCAGCUUCUAAAGGAAUUCAGACCACCACCAGAUCAAUGUCUAAAUCGGCCAUUCUUGACAGAAAAGAGCAUAAAGGGCCUGGUGCCUCAGUAUCCUCCGCACUGGCCUCAAAAUCUUCAGCUAGCUACAAUCCUGGACAGUGUAAAACCACAAUUAGCGGAAACAUAAUCCGAAACUGUCCUGGGAUUUUGCAUCACCAGACAGCGAGGAAAUCACAGCAGGCUGUCUCAGCGUCUGGCUCUCUUGAUGCAGGUCAGUUACACACUGCAGCCUUCCACUCGAAAAACAAGACCAUUAGAAGCAGCGUGUUGAGUGGCAAUGACCUUGGCAAAGCUGCAGCGAUCUCCAUGCCUUCUUCAAAUAACACAGUGCCUGCUUCACAUACAGAGGAGUCUGGAGCUCACGGUUUACCGCAGCAGAAAGGGGUGGCUUCUGAUCAAGCAGCAGAAUGGAAAUCGCUGAGGAGAAAGCAAAACAGGUUGUGGGACAAAGUUGCUGCUCUGGAGAGGAAACCUGUGCCUGGGAGGAGUCACUUCAUGGAGAGAAUGAGAGCCACGUUCCCCAAUGAUUGGCCGAGUGGCAGCCCAGACCAGACCAGGGCUCUGGUCGACAGACUGACUCACCAAGGGCACGACCUCAUCCAGCAGUGCCGUACAAAAGAGCUUCUGGCCAAACAGGCCCCAGAAGCAGCCGCAGAGCUGGGAGGUGAGACGCUUGAAAGGUUGCAAAUGACAGCAGCAGAGCUCCAGAAGUUUGCAGGCCAAGUGAAACAAGAGUGGGAAGUAUGGGAUCGAUGGAGGCCAGAGGGAGGUUGUCUUUGCCCCACUGGGGCAAAUGGUGUGUGGGGAGAUGGGAUGAUUGCACCCCUGCCCCCGACUAUAACCUACACCACAGAGGCAGAGCUCCGAGAGCUGGAGAAGCUAAGGAUGAGGGUGGCACUGCUGGAGCAGGAGAAUUACCUUGAGCAGGCUCUGUUCGAAGCUCUGUCCCCUCAGCUUUCCUCUAUAGUAGCUGGGCCUGGACGUCCCAACGUCAGUGUGCUGAGAGAUGUGUACUCUCUACUGGGUGAAGGGGGCCAGCGUUUCCCUGCCAUAGUCCUGGACUCUGAGCCAGACUGACUAUCGAGCAUGUUACACUGAUAUACCAGUUUAUAAAGCACUCUGUUCACUCCAUUUACACACCUCAAUGUAGUUAAGUACAACACUAGUUGAAUCAUACCGCUCUGAUACUGUCAAUAAAACUCAAACAUUAUUAAAUUUGCAGGACUGCUUUGGAGUGAGCAGGUGAACCUAAUAAAGUGGUAACUCAGAAUAUUAUUAUCCUCAAAAUCGAGAAUCAAAGUCAUUCUUGUGUUUGUUUUUUGUGCUGUGACUGCAUUCAGUGUCUUUUAUGAGUGAAAAAAAUCAAGGUUGUGAUCAUUUUUCUUCAUUUUGUGUUUCUGACUGUGAAGUGCUGUAGUUACAAUUGAUCAUUGUCCUAUGAAAAAUAUGUAUCUCCAAAAUCAACUUUUUAUGUGCUAAUAAAAACCUAUU
Molecule: messenger RNA, 2148 nt
Organism: Chelmon rostratus (copperband butterflyfish)
Lineage: Eukaryota; Metazoa; Chordata; Actinopteri; Chaetodontiformes; Chaetodontidae
Exons: 10
Coding region: 274-1734 (486 amino acids)
Source: RefSeq, a predicted model, not a curated record